AUAUCGUUGCGUACUUUACUAAAUAUAUACAAAUUGGUUAAUGAACAACAGCAUGAAAGACAUUUAAGAUGGCAAUGGUGCCAUCCCUGAAAAGCAUUUCAACUUUGGCAAGUAGUCAUGUGUUACUAGAUUUUGUAGAAGAAACAAACCCAAGACUAACUGAAUAUCUGCUGACACUGUUAGAAGAUGGGGUAUAUUCAGCUGUUACAGAGGAUUUGUUGAUUAUCUUGUUACAGUUUUAUUCAGAAAAAGUAACUGAUAGAAUAUUGAAGGCUGUUGUGCCAUGUCAUUUGAGGGAGCUCAAAGUAGAUAAAUGCCUGCCACAGUUGACUUUCUUUGGAUUAACUGAAGUUAUAAAAAAAUGUCCACAUUUACGAAAGAUUUCUUUAAAGGAAUGUGAUCAGUUGAUGUCUCCUGGACAGUUUGUGUUAUGGAGGAGAUUGGGAGUUAGUAUUACAGCUCUAUGUUUAGAAUCUUGUCAUAAUGUAUCAGACCAAGUUGUUAAAAGUGCUCUACGACAUAUACCUACGUUACAACAUUUAAAUGUUUCUAGUUGUGACAGCCUAACAGAAACUGUCUUCCUUCUAAAUGAGGAUCUCCAGAAAGAAAGAGAAUUCACACCAUCACGUGAUACAAGCCAUCAUUAUGAGUGUUCAUUGAUAAGUGUUGAUGUGUCUGGUUGUCGUGGAAUCACAGCUACAGCAGUAAGACAUCUGACAUCACUUACUGGACCUACUUUAAAGAAUGUCAACUUAUCCUGGACAUCUAUUAACCUGAUAGCAAUACUAAGUUUGGCAGGGUAUUCAUUACCUGCCAUGAUAGAACUUGUUUUAUCUUUCUACAACAAAGCUGGAAGUCAGAAGGAUCCAAAGAAUGAUGAACUGUAUCAAUGUUUAAUGGAAUUCAAAACUACAUUGGAAAAGGUAGAUCAACAACAGGAAAAGAAAGAAACUGAUCAUGUGACAAGUGGAUGUAAAGAUGCUUCAGAUGCAGGUGGAGCUGCUGAUAUAAGAAGUGUCUUGCAUAUACCAGUAAAUAGUAUAACAACUGAUUUAGAUGAUCAUGUAGAAAUUGUAAUGUCCACUAGUGAACAUGAAUCAAUAGUUUUAGCAGGAACCAAAACAUGCACAAUGGGUGAUAGAUCUACUGAAUAUAAAAAUCCUGAGAAUACUACUAAUGAUCUUUAUAAAACAGAUGGAAAUUCUUCGAUUUCUUCUAUUGCUCAGGACUUUGUAGACCCUUAUAUACAAAAAAUUAAAGAAUCAUGUUUUUCAAAUCAAGUAUCAACUGACAGCAUUAAUGCCAAAGAUUUAUUGAACCGUUCCAAAUUCUCUGAAGCAUCAGAAUGUGUUCACCCUGAUAAUGUUGAAAUAGAUUUUGUUGAAUCUCCUGAGGAUCUUGGUUCUGAUUCAACAAAUUUUAGCAAAACCAAAGGUACAGAUAUAUGUUUUACAAAUGAAUCAAUAAACAAUGUAGAUGCUUGUUGCCAUGGUUGUUGUGGAAUUGGAAUUCGUGAUGGUGCUAACUUCCAGUGUCAAACAGAUGAUGUUUGUGUGCCAAAUUCAGAUAUAUUUAUGAAAACUGGUUCAAAGCAGGAACUUGAUGCUACAUCCAUAAACUUUGAUCAAAAUAAACUUGGUUCUUCCAGCAAAACAUUUCAAGAAAAUAUUGAAACGUUAAACAAUAAAACAGACAGCAUUCAACUUUCUGAUCUCCAUUCAAAUGGAACUUCCUUUCAAAUAAGUGAACACAAUAAUGCAAGGUAUGGUGCAGGAAAUGAUUUAAUAUGCCAAAAAUGUGAACAAUUAAGACUUGCCUGUGAUAGCAGUUCUGUACUCUGCAAUGGACAUUUAGCAAUAAGUGAAAGCGAGGGAAACAUAUGUGAUCAUAAAAACUGUAAGGUAGAAGUAAAAGGUGAAGGACAAAUAUAUAAUCAUUCAAAUGGAAAAGUAGGUGGAGAUAAUCAAGCUAUAGCAUUUACUGAUUGUGUAGAAAAUGUAACAUUAAACAAUGAUUGUACACUCAAAAGCUGUGAUGUUACCCAUGGAAAUGACACAUUUUUACAAAACAUCAAAGAAAAUGGAAGUAUUGAUGUCAAAGACAGGAAACCUUUAGAUGAAAAUCAGAAAAUCAAAGAAAAUGAAAAUAUUGAUGGCAAAGACAUCAAACUAUUAGAUGACAAUCUGAAAAUCAAAGAAAAUGGAAAUGUUGAGGAAGACAGUAGGACUUUAGAGGAGAAUCAGACAGACAAAUCAAAUACACCAAAAGUUAAUAGUGAAAUUAUAAAACAGACUUACAAACCACAGCUAGUUUCUGUGGAUGUUACCAACAAAUUUACUUCAGUCUAUGAAUCUGUUGGAUUUGACUGUUUGAAAGAAUUUUUACAGUGCUCUCCAAACUUACAGAAGUUUGGUAUGUCCUGGGCUGGACUGACAGAUGAAAUGGUCAAGGACUUGACUCCAUUCUUGAAAGAUCUGAAAGAGAUUAGUCUAACUGAUUGUGAAUCUGUGACCUUUGGUAUCACUCAUAUUGGGCAUACAUGUAAAAAUCUUAAAAAGGUUGACUUUAAUGGGAUUCAUUUUAUAAAAGACAUGUUCCUCAGACCAUUCCUGCUGAGUCCAGAUUUACAGAAUUUAUACCUAGCAGAAUCUGACAUUUCAGAUGGAACAUUAUUUAGAUUAGCUGCCAGGAAAAUGGAUAAGUUUGAGGAAUUAGAUUUAUCUUGGUGUGAUGAAGUAACAGUUCAAGGACUAAAUGCAUUAUGUCGAAAACCUAGUCCUCUGAAGAAGCUGUCUUUCAGACAUUGUCCUGCUACAUCAAUGACCUUGGCCUUGAUGGCAGAAAACUUUAAACAGCUGCAGAAUCUAAAUAUCUGCAGUGUAGAUAGUAUAACUGAUUCAUCUGUAGUUUAUCUGGCUGAAAAUUUACCUCUUCUUCAGGAAAUUGACAUAAGCUGGAAUUCAGGUUUGUCAGAUGUCUGUGUUAAAGCUCUGUUGAGAUCCUGUAUUCACUUAAAGAAAGCUGUGCUGUCUGGGAUAAAGUUCCUGACAUCAGCACCAUUCUUACCCAUUAUAUCAGACUUACAAAAGUUCAGAAGAUGUCAAGCUCUAUUGAGGUUUAAACUGCAAGAAAGAAAAAUUCUGACUGAAAAUGGAGAUGAACAUUACUCAAGUGAUGAAGAAUAUGAAGAACUUUGUGUUCCCUAUAGAUCAACAACAUAUGCCCCAAAUCUGCAGAUCUUAGAGUUGGAGUACUGUGAUUGUGUAGAUGACAACCAUUUAGCAGAGAUUGUGGCUGUAUGUCGAGGUUCAUUGUAUAUCGUGGACUAUUUUAGAGAGGCUAUUAAACCUGUGAUGAUACAUGCUCAGAAAGGGAAAGUUUACCUCCCUCCACAUUUUAAACCCAGUUAAAAUUUUGAUAAAUGAUGUGCGAUUAUCUUAUUUGAAUAUUUGAAACCCUAAGGCUGUGAUAUCCAUGCUCAAAAUUGAUUUUAUUAUUUACUAAUAUAAGUUAUACAAGUAUAUCAACUUUAUGAUUAAAGAUUGUACUGAACUUUCA
Messenger RNA from Mytilus californianus (California mussel), 3558 nucleotides. RefSeq lists its product as uncharacterized. The record is from RefSeq and is a predicted model, not a curated record. The transcript has 11 exons. NCBI's taxonomy places the organism in Eukaryota, Metazoa, Mollusca, Bivalvia, Mytilida, Mytilidae. Gene Ontology annotation, cellular component: SCF ubiquitin ligase complex. The coding region runs from base 69 to 3410 and encodes 1113 amino acids. Gene Ontology annotation, biological process: SCF-dependent proteasomal ubiquitin-dependent protein catabolic process.